AAUUGUAUCAUUUCAUCCUUACUCGUUCAAACGUUAACACAAGCGUUUCGGCCAACCAACCCAAAAAAAAGAAAGCUAGCGACGGUGUGUUUAUCGUGUUUACGACGAACGGUUACGAAUCAGAGAAAGUGUCGUGUGGUGUGCAAAUUUAACGAAUCAAAAUAAGGACUAUAACGAAAACGUUUGCUUAAAACCCAAACAAAAAACAUUACGCAUACAAAAGAAAAUAGAAAAGAGAAAUACGCACGAAUUCUAACCAAACAAAAAGAAAAUGGCUCACAAAUUUGUUACAAUCAGUGUUGUGUGUUUAAUCUCACUGGCAGCAGCCCUACCCGCAGAAGAGACCCGAGGCCAUGCCCGUAAUGCUGUGGGCUCCGAUAACGAUAUCGUGGAUAGUAUUUACAAUGAUUGUCUGCGCAAGGAUUCCGUGUCAUGUGUAAAGUAUAAGCUGUUCAACUUUGUGGACAAAGUGCUGGGAGCUCGCGAUCAAUUCGCUUUGACCGAAGGUGUUACCGUUGUACGUUCUCCUGAUGCUCCCGCCCAAGAUGCUGCUGCCCGUUCCAUUUCUGGUAACGAGUCUUUCGAAUCAUUGGCCAUGAACCGCAUUACCAGCUUCUUGAACACCCACACCAUCAAGGUUGAGUUGAAUGGUGCCGAUAUUGUCAAUGCUGUCAGCUCCACCGGCCGUGCCUUGGAAGAUGUUAGCGAAUCUUUGUUCGGCUCUGAUGACCCCAAUGCUCCCGAAGAAAGCCGUGGCAAGAAGAAGAAGGCCGCCAAAAUCUUGGGCCCCAUUGUUGCCUUGAUCGCCCUGAAGGCUGCCGCUCUCUUGCCUUUGUUGUUGGGUGCCAUUGCCUUGAUUGCCGGUAAGGCCUUGUUGAUCGGUAAAAUCGCCUUGGUUCUCUCUGCCGUUAUUGGUCUCAAGAAAUUGUUGUCUCAAGAAAAGCACGUCACCUAUGAAGUUGUUGCCCAUCCCCAUCACAGUGCCAGUCACUCCGUCAGCCAUGACUCCUAUGGCAGUGGUUACAGUGCUGAUGUUGGUUCAUCUGGCUCAUAUGGCAGCUCUGGCCAUGGUGGUUGGGGCCGUUCCUUGGAUGCCCAAGAUUUGGCCUACAAUGCCCAAAAACCCAAGGCCUAAGCGCAGUAGACACCAGUCAUCAGAAUUUAAGAAAAUUGUCACAACGCUAAGCAACCCAACGACAAAUCUAAAAAUGAUAACGAACUUUGUGUAAUGCAAAGUACUGACCAGGAACAGGACGACUACAAUGACCUACGAUGACGUGACGUGACGCGACACGAGAGAAGAGAAAGUUUUCCCCGCCAAUUGAAUUAGCCAGCAGUGAUACGAGCAGGGUAAAGAGCGUAAGUUAUAACAUUGAGCUUAGAUGUCGUUUUCUUUUAAGAGUCUUUGUUGUAAUGUGACUUUUCACUUUUUUAUCCUUGCAUUGCUGCUGGCGGAUGAUUUGAAUGGUGAGGGGGAACUCAAAUCAAACUCCUCAGACCAUAAGAAACUAGACUUUUUUACAUACUUUACGCAACUUAAGUUUAAACUACAAACGAACAAAACAAAAGAGAAAAUGUUUUUUUAUCUAUUUUGUCAAAUAUUUGUUAAUUUAUUGUAUUUAUUUAAUUUAUUUUAUUUAUUUGUAAUAAUAAUAAUUCACCUCCAAGCCACAUAUAUAUCACAUAACCGCAUGCCUACUACAAUGAGAUCUAAUAGAUCUCCAAAAAAUAUCACAAAAAAAAAUAAGACAAGAAAAUAGUACUGAAGAUGAUGUUAAUGAUGAUGACAAAGAAGCCAAGAUGUAGAGAAGCCACCAACACCACCCAUCAAGCGAUCGAUAAUAGUCGAUACGUAUUGAAUCACUUCAAGUAGAGAAAAUUGCAAAACAAAAAAAAGACAACACGAAGCAGUGUAAGUGUGUGCACUUUGUAUUCACUAUCUCUCUGUCUCUUUAUAAUAUUUAUAUAAGAGUUUUUAUAUAUUACAUAAUAUUAUGUAUAACUUAAUAUGUGAAAACUUGAGCAUUGUUUUGUAAAAGACGGUACUAAGACGAAAUAAUGCAGCAUUUAUGAAAAAUCAAAAAAAAAAUCUACAAAUACUCAAUUCAAUUAGAAAAGAGCUAAACACAAAAUAGAAAACUGAUUAGAGAAUGGCCUUGCUGAAAUGAGUUUUUUCUCCUUGCCUCUUAAGGUAAAGGAAAAAUUCAUUGACUUUUCACUUUUCAUUUCUUUGCUAUACUUUCUCUUUUAACUUUACUUUCACUUUCUCUUUCGAUUUCACUAACUAUCUCCAUCACUAUCUACAGUUUUUCUCUCUAUCUCUUAAUAUUUCUCCACUGUUUUCUCUUUUGAUUUUUCUCUUUUCUACUAUUUCUCUAUCUCUCUCUGCAUUACUUUUCUUUAUUUACUUUUCAAACUAAAUUCUUGCCUCUUUAGCUUUUAACUUUAUAUCUCUCACUAUCUUCCAACUUCGUCUUUUUUCCUAAGUCUUUCUUCAUUCUUAUUUCUUUGUCUUAUUCUUUUCUUUUUACAUUUUUCUACUAUUUCUUUCAUAUUUUCCAUCACUAUCUAGUCUUUCUAUAUUUCUAUUUUCCAUCUCUCUUCUAAACUAUCUUAUUUUUGUAAUUAUCUCUUAUUUUAAAUCUAGUCUUAUUAAAUAAAACAAUAUUUGUUUAUUUUUUAUAAUUUUCCAUAGCUUUAUUAUCAAUUUCCAACUUUUCUUAUAUUCAAAUCUAUAUCUUUAACUUUCUCACUCUAUGACUUUCUUUUUUUUCUCUCUUCUAUCUCUUUCAAUUACUCUUGUUUACUGUCUUUAACUCAUUUUCAUAUCUUUUAACUUCAUUUCCAUCUCUUUUCAUAUCUUGUAUUAUUUUUUAUAGUUUUGUUUAUUCUCUCUUUAAACAAAACGCCAUAACUUGCCAUAGUUUCUCAGCUUCAUAAAAACCAAAUUACUCUCUAAGCUUCUACUUCAGAAUCCAACAAAACCUAGAUCAUUUUUAAAUGUCUACAGGAAAACCAUGCCGUUUUCUCUUUCUGGACUCUGCUAUACUCAUGAGCUAAAUCUAUCUUUUUUUAAUACUCUUUACAAUACUCUUAUUUUUUCAUAACUCUUGCCUACCUAUCACUUGCAUUCAAAUUCUCAUUUUGUUCUUUUUUCUCUCUCUCUCGCUCUCUUUAAAUCUCAUUCUCAUCUCCAUGACUUUCUUUCAAGUUCUCACUAUAUUUCUCUUCAUAACUUUUCUUGUAUCACUCUCAUUCUUUGCAACUUACCUCGAACUGUUCUCAGCUCUGUAUUUUUCCUUCUCUUUUCUUUUACAACUGAUCAAUAGCCGCUCAAACCUAAAACACACAAAGACAAAAAAGUAAAUAAAAAAGCACAUUUUAAUCAAAACAAAAGAAAAACAUAAAAGUUGUAACAAUAUUUGUUUUAAAAUAGUUGUAAUAAUUUAUUAAUUAUUAUUUAUUUGUGUAAUAGUUUAUAGUUCUACAAAUACAACCACAACGAGAAAAACAACACACGCACACAUGCAUAAUAUUAUUUAUUGAAUAAAAAAAAAACAAGAAAUACACUUCUUCUAACAAUAACAUAUCAUAAACUAAGUUAUCAAUUUGUCAUAAAAUUGCAUUUCAUUUUAAUAUGAAAAAAUCAUUACAAAAAAAAAUCACAAAAAACGAAUAAAGUAAUUUAUUGUAAAAAACA
Musca domestica (house fly) is the source of this 3700-nucleotide messenger RNA. RefSeq lists its product as uncharacterized. The coding region runs from base 272 to 1135 and encodes 287 amino acids. The transcript has a single exon. NCBI's taxonomy places the organism in Eukaryota, Metazoa, Arthropoda, Insecta, Diptera, Muscidae. The record is from RefSeq and is a predicted model, not a curated record.